Molecule: messenger RNA, 474 nt
Organism: Selaginella moellendorffii
Lineage: Eukaryota; Viridiplantae; Streptophyta; Lycopodiopsida; Selaginellales; Selaginellaceae
Product: abscisic acid 8'-hydroxylase 1
Exons: 3
Coding region: 1-474 (157 amino acids)
Biological process (GO): sterol metabolic process
Molecular function (GO): iron ion binding; heme binding; monooxygenase activity
Source: RefSeq, a predicted model, not a curated record
AUGGAGCUUUUCCUGCAGUCCUGGAAUGCUCUGUACUUUCUCGUGUUUCUACUCUCUUUGUGGCUAAUCUCCCAAAAGUUCUACAAAUCAUCCACGAUCAAGCUCCCGCCAGGAAGCCAUGGCUUGCCUCUUGUCGGAGAAUCUCUCUCUCUCUUUUGGGGAUCCCCUCUAGACUUCCUCAGCACUCGACGCAAACGAUUUGGAGGAGUUUUCUGGAGUAACUUGCUUGGAUCUCCCACCAUCGUUGCAACAACGGUAGAGUCGGCCAAGUUCUUCCUCAGCUGCGCUGACUGUGGCCCCUCGGGUUUGUUUGCCCGAUUGAUUGGGCCAAAAUCUGCAAGCGAGGUCAUCGGGAGUGAGCAUGCGCUCUACCGGAGAAUCAUUCUGGGGAUGAUGGUUCCAGAGACGCUCAAGUGCCACGUCCAAAUGAUUGAUAUCUUGGCUCAGGAGACUCUCGAGUCACGCGCUGGAUGA